Cladocopium goreaui is the source of this 3105-nucleotide messenger RNA. The record is from the annotation of a GenBank genome assembly. NCBI's taxonomy places the organism in Eukaryota, Dinophyceae, Suessiales, Symbiodiniaceae.
AUGGAUAAGGCCCUGGACAAUGACCCGGAGAAGUCCCAUGAGUUUCUUCGAGGUUCCGAACGACUUCUCAAGGCCAAACAGGCCAACCCGUCAUUGCGCUUGACGAAUACCUUCUUUCGGGAGACAAUUCUCAUGGCCGAGGAGGAGAAAUGCGGGCUUAAGGCCCCGAAGCGUGCCUUCCUGGAACUCGCCCAGUACGAAAAAAGGUUCGGGGAAGCACCGCCUGACAAGAUCAAGACCAUCACCUUUCGUGGCAAAAAAAUGCGUGGAGUUGAUGUCAUCGAGGAGGAGGAUGUAGGACGGUACGAGUAUAUUGACGAAACUGCGGCUAUGUUGAGCCGCAACACCGAAAUGAAUGAUGCUGACAUUGACAUUGGCCAAAAUGAUGCCAUUUUUUCCAAUCUACUUCGGCAGAUGACCGCGUCCAAUGGCACAACGGAAGCUCCUGAUCGGACGCCACAGGGCACACCACCCAAUCAUGCACCAGACGAAGCUGAGGAGGCAAGGCUUCAUGCCGACAGGAGAGAAAGCGAGGACGAAGAUGAUGUGCAGCCAUUUGCUGCCUUGUUCAAGAGGCUGAAUCCUGAAGGAAGUGGCAAUGACAACACAGGCGGUGGCCGUGGCCAAGGCGGGACUCCUAAACCAACUCCGGUACAGAAGCCAGCUCCGAAGCCGAAGCCCAAUGUGAAGCCACGUGCAGGUCGUGGGGGCAAGAGGGAGAAGACCAGGGAUCAGGAUCAGCAGGAUCAUGAUGAAACGAAUGAAACGGAAACCAGGCAGGAUGAGGACAAGAAGAAUGCGAUCCCCAACCCCAACAAUGACGAUGAUGAGGCGGAUGCUUUUAGCAGCAGUGGCAAGAGGCAACGACUUGGGAAUGGGGAUGGCCCACUCGGAAAACCCAACAGAACCAAUUUGGAGAGUGCUUUCGAUGAGGUAGCAAAUGCGUCCGUCAGCGACUUGUCCCCAGAAGACAGGGAAGUCAUGGAACGUUUCCAAGCGUCUUUGAGCGAGCUCAAGGAGCUCAUGCCAACGCCGAUGGACGAUGGAAAGUUCCUUGCUUGGGUAAAGGACCGAAGCAGUGCCUUCACUGAAUUGAAGAACAACAUCAGCACAAAGCAGAAGUCAUUGAAGAGAAGGCGUGGCCAAAGCUUGACGGCUCUGACAACAACAGCUUUGAAGGACGGGUUGAACAAACUGACAGAGGAAUGCACUGUCUUGAUCGAUCUGCUGAAGAAGUUGAGCAACGGGUCUGCAUCUGACGGAAAGGAGCUCUAUGAUUCCUUUGUGAAAAUGGCGGACUUGACAGUGGGUCAGGAGGUGUGGAAGCGCAUCCUGAAAACUUGGUCUCUGGAGGUGUUGAAACUGGCCCAGUGGGAGCACUUCUUCACCGAGUUCCACUCCCAUUGUCAGAAGCUCCUGCCGGAUUCGCCGGACUAUUUUGGCAGCAUCGCCAACCUACUGCUGCUGAAAUUGGUGAAGUCCGUGCCAACUUCCAAACCGAUCACUCAGGAGUCGAUUGGCUACCUUCGGGGAUUCGUGGACUUCAUGUCAACGAACGCUUCUUUGACAGGGUCAGGCAUGGAUCAUGAAGACAACCUUGCAUCCCUGGCAUCAAUGCUGAACUUUGGCUCGGCACUAGGGAAGAAAAUCGUGGACAUGAUGGUGGACAAUGCCAAGAAGCGGGAGUCCAAUGCAAAGCUCCUGGAGUCUAUCGAGGAGUCACUUCAGCUGCAACUUGGCAUUGCAAGGCUGGAAAAAACCGGCCUUUGCAGCCAUGCGAUUGACUUGGAUGCUCACAAGGAAAAGUUCACGGAACAACAUGGGCAGCUUGUGAAUGAUCAGUACGUCUUCUUGUCCACUGGCACUUUCAAGGCUCUCAAAGGCCCAGACCGUGAAAACCUCAACAAGCUUCAGGGAACAGUCAAAAACGCAGGGCAAGUGAUUGUCAGUGCGUUCAUCCACAUUGACCUCAUCCCAUAUUUGGGGCAACUCGCGGCAUCCUUCACUGAGAAGAAAGCCAUUGUGGAGCCGGUCCUGUGUGAGACCUCCUGUAUGUGCCAGCUGCAGGGAGGCGUGUUGGGCAGCGGCCGCACCAAUAUCAUGGAGAUCUUCAAGGAGUUCAGCACAUUCAUGAAGGAAUUGUCAAUCACCGCUGACGGGCUUUUUUCCUCUGAGUCUGGUGGCAUUGACGCGGCCAAGGCCCAAUUGUGGAUAAAAAAAUGGCAGGGCCAGUCGACAUCGCUUAUCAAGGCGAUCCAGGCCUUUGAGCAGACUCCUGAUGGGAGUGCUGAGCCAGACACCGUGCUUAGCGCCACAACGAAAGGCGCGGUGGACAAUGUGGACACUUGUGUGAUGGAGAUCUUUGGGAGCCAUUUGGUCACGAAAGCCAUUGAAAGUUCCAAGCCAUGCUUGCAGCUUCUCCUUGAAAUUCAUGCAAAGCCUGACGGCUUGACAAGGGAAGGUAUGAAGAGUUUCAAGAAGUCCAUGGAGGAGGGUCUUCUCAUUGCAACUGCAAUGCCGGAAGGCGACAAGUUCCGGGACUGCAUGGAGAUCGUCGCUGAGAUUGUCAGGAUGGCAUUUCAUCGAUCCGGACCGGAUCGGGAUAUGGUGGAGAGCAAGUAUGCCCUCAUCAAAGCGGCCAAUGGUUGCAAAGGACGAACGAAGGACGAGGUCACCGAAGCACUGCAGCAAUUGGUUCAGAUUGCCAAGUUGGAGAUCAGCAAUGAGCUGAUGGGUGAGAUUCCUCUUAUGCAUGGCGAGUUGGUUGAGCACAGCUUCGAGCUGUUUGCGCAAUUCCAAUCUACCUUCCGGGAGAAGCUUGAGGCAGCUAUGGUGGAAGGCGUCGCCCUCCCGUCUGAGGUGGAUUCAAUAUCCACGAUGGACGCAAUCAAUGCGGACCUGCUCCAGAACCGCUUCGGCAUUGAAAAGUCCACGGCUACCUCUGACAAGGUAAUUGCAAUGAGCACAUUGCUCCGGGAUCUGAAGCAGGCUUGCAGCUUUAUGGCCGUCAAGGUGAGCGACUUUCUUGACGUACACAAGUACGAGAUCAACAACCGAGAUGGACUCACUUUCUUGCGACUGGGCAAUGGAGUACUUUCACAUUGA